Molecule: messenger RNA, 559 nt
Organism: Homarus americanus (American lobster)
Lineage: Eukaryota; Metazoa; Arthropoda; Malacostraca; Decapoda; Nephropidae
Gene: Muted
Product: biogenesis of lysosome-related organelles complex 1 subunit 5-like
Exons: 5
Coding region: 104-559 (151 amino acids)
Cellular component (GO): transport vesicle; BLOC-1 complex
Source: RefSeq, a predicted model, not a curated record
UGAAUAUCACAAUAAAACAAUCAGUCAUUCUUAAAUUAAUGUGGCAUUUAAAGUGAGAGGCAACAAUUCAUUCGAACACUAUCAACAUUCGAUGGUGUAAACAAUGGCAGCUGCGAGCAGUGAUGUGAAUGAAGUGUUUUCCAGACUGUUUGAUCAUCGGCCAUUUUUGCGAGGAGAAAUUGAGUUUUUUAAAAAAGAAUUUGAGGAGAAACGUGGAGACAGAGAAGUGGAACAACUCUUCCGCUCACUGGAACUCAUAACAGAAAUUAAAGAGGGUCAGAUAGAAAAGAUUGUCAACUCUUCGGAUGAUAACCUUCCUCGCACAAUAGCAGAUGUCCAGGUGGCUCUACACAUGUGUGAAGAUACUGUGGACACAGAAAAGAAAUUCAAUUCUGAGGAGCUGCUAGCCAAAAAGAGAGCUGAGCGUAGUGCCAGACUCACUGCGGUGCAACAGGAUGUUCAGGAAAAACUGAAUCUCUUGCAAGAUAGUUACCAAGAGAAGGAACAGUCAAUGAGGGCACAGUUUCAACAGCUUGAGAAGAGUGCUGGAUAUAUUUAA